AUGUCUAUGGUAUGUUUUACUUUGGAUCAGGAGUGCACUUUUGAAGUGGAUCUUUCUGACAGCCUCACUUACUGUGCUUUGGUUCUCAAUGCAGAGAGGUCUCGCCAUGCACAAACCAGAUUCCCGUCAGACGAAACUAAACCAGCAGACAUGUUCCAGGAGCAUGCCCAGCACUCUUCAACUGCUAGUGGGCAUUUGUCUCCGCGCGCCUCGCCCCUCCCACCCGCCGAAGUUAAGCAGGGCCCGCGCCGGCCGCCGCGGGGCUGGGCGGCCUCCCCGCCGCUCUGCCCGGCAGCCCCCCCGCCACAUGGCGCGGGAGGAGCCGCCCGGCAGCGGGCGCAGGCGCCGCAGCGCUCGCCUCAGCGCCAUGGCCUGCGGGGGCCGGCGGCGUUCCUCGGCGCUGUUGCUUGCCUUUGCUUCCUGGCCCCGGCGGCUGAGGGCUUCAAGAAGAGGGGACCCAGCGUGACAGCCAAGGUGUUCUUUGAUGUGAAGAUUGGAGACAAAGAUGUUGGCAGAAUUGUAAUUGGAUUGUUUGGAAAAGUUGUCCCAAAGACUGUGGAGAACUUCAUUGCGCUGGCAACUGGAGAAAGAGGAUAUGGAUACAAAGGAAGUAAAUUUCAUCGUGUGAUUAAAGACUUCAUGAUUCAAGGAGGAGACUUUACAGCUGGAGAUGGCUCAGGAGGAAGAAGCAUCUAUGGAGAAAGGUUUCCAGAUGAGAACUUCAAGCUCAAACACUAUGGAAUUGGAUGGGUUAGCAUGGCUAAUUCUGGCCCAGACACCAACGGAUCCCAGUUCUUCAUCAGUGUAACAAAGCCUUCCUGGUUAGAUGGAAAACAUGUAGUAUUUGGCAAAGUCCUCGAUGGAAUGUCUGUGGUGCACUCAAUAGAACUCCAGCAGACAGAUGAACAUGACCGGCCUCUUCAAGACUGUGUGAUUGUGAACAGUGGCAAAAUAGCUGUAAAAGAACCAUUUGUAGUUGAAGUAGGUGACUGGUGAGACCAACAGUCAGAAUAGAAAGUAAAACUACAUGACUUUUCUUAAAGGCCUAUUUUUGAUGGAUCUCAACUAUCCGUUUUCUUCUCAAAACAUAUGAGGCUAUAUUUAGACAAUACUUAUCAUUUGCUAAAUACAUAAAGGAUAUGACCACUUCUAUAACAACUUGAUGGAGCUGUCACUCCUUGAAAUUCAGGACAUAUCCCACUAAAUCCUAGAUCUUGCAGAAAGUCUUUCGUGAAAAAUUUUAGAAGUACUUCUAUUUUUUCAAGGUUUGAAAUACAGUCAUUUUGUUCGCUUUGGAAAUUUUUGCAAUAUUUGUUUCUGCUUUUUCAACUGAAAAUAUUAUUUUCCUGUAACAGUAUCAGCAUUUUUAAAAACGAAAAAAAAAAGUAAAAUACAGAAGUGUUUUGAAUAAACUUUGAU
Molecule: messenger RNA, 1419 nt
Organism: Gymnogyps californianus (California condor)
Lineage: Eukaryota; Metazoa; Chordata; Aves; Accipitriformes; Cathartidae
Gene: PPIC
Product: peptidylprolyl isomerase C
Exons: 6
Coding region: 1-996 (331 amino acids)
Biological process (GO): protein folding; protein peptidyl-prolyl isomerization
Cellular component (GO): intracellular membrane-bounded organelle
Molecular function (GO): peptidyl-prolyl cis-trans isomerase activity
Source: RefSeq, a predicted model, not a curated record